GAAAACCUGAUUCGCCGUUCGGUGUCGUCCCGUGAAUCGCAAUGCAAAUUGUGAUGUGAUUGAUGCGCAAUCGCAAAUUGUUUAAUAGAAAGGAUGUCAUGUGAGUGAUCAAACACGAUGAAUUUAAGCCAGUUGUUAGCCAAGUAUAGCGAGUUUAAUGAAGUGAAUGAUGAUUUGUUUGUUUAUCUCGAUCGGCUUCUUGAAAAUGCCUUCGAAAUACACAAAAGGACGAAGGUGGCCACGGCUGAAUUGCGGAAGCUUGAACUGCAACUAACGACUCGGAAACAGCCUGGUAAAUCGGCGAGUCCCGCUUCUUCUCCGGUAAAGAAGCGCAAGAUUCGAUCCACCGAAUCAUCGUUCAGUGCACGCAAAGAGAAUGUAUCGGCUGUUGUGGAAGAUUCUCACAUAUUUCCUUGCAAAUCGGAUCCGGAAUCAUCCGUUGGCGGGUGGUCCGUUCUUGAGCAGAAUAUAAUCGAUCCGGAAGAGUCCUUUUUUGCCUCUUCGCAAAGUCCGCACAAAAAAGAAGCGCUCUCCGUGUCAAGUGAAACGGCUCGCAAUAACGCUUCAAAUCGAGUAUCAUCGCCCGUCGUAGCUGUGAAGAUAAGUCCCCCGCAAAGCAAGGGCAAAUGGGAGGGAAGCCUGUUGCGGAAAAGUAUGCUGGGAAGCAGCGUGACUAGCGUAAGCUCUGUGGAUGAAAUCAAAGCAAGCCCUGCGGCAUCUUCCAGCCCAACGGUUGCCGGAAGCAAAUGGGCAUCGAAGAAGUUUCCCAUCGAUAAUACCGCUGCUCCCAAGCAUGAACAUACUCCAAUCAGUGUGAAACGUUUCUUUUCGUUGUGCGAAAGUCCUCACCGUCUGCGUCAGACUAAGCUAUCCUUUACCGAGACGUCUGUUAAUCGUGCCAUUAAGAAAACUGUAGUUUCGAAAAAGCCAAUAGAGGAUGACUCUUGGAUGGUUGAUUUUGUCGUCCCCACGCCACCUUCCACAGAGCAUAAAGGUAAAUUGGCACGAAGCUGGAGAAAUAAAAAGCAGUCGACGAUGCUGCCAAAGGCAGACCAUUCGGCAACGGUCAAUAAAUGCGCCUUAAACUUAGCAGCGGAUGCAAUCACAGCUAAGCGGGCAAGUAGCCAUGAAGUCGGCUUAACCGAUGUCGACCGAACGUUCUACGCAGGAGCGGAUGGUGAAAGCAAGCAACUGGCCGCCAGCUCCUUGAAAACGAAAAUCAAACCAGAACCACCAUCGCAGCUGGAACACAACACAGUUACCUCUGAUUUCAGCAAACCCAACAAGAAGGAUGCUCGGUUGCCUAAUGGCGUUUCGAACAAGGAUAUUAGUGACGUUGUGUUAGUGCAACCAUCCAGCCAAGAAUCGAUUAUUAGCCUGAGAGAUUCGCCAGCACCCGAUGGUGACAUGGCAUCACUAAAGGAGCAACAUGGACAACAUAAUCAAACAUUUGAAACAGCACCGAAUAACUCAAAGACGGACAUUUGGGAUGAUCCGGUAAAUGAAGUUGCACCUUUACAGCGAUCAAAGUCUGACCAAUCUUCAGACGAUGAUGCGCUGUGCGUCGAUUGUAAAAAAAUGUUUAAAUUUCAUAAAAAUCGUGGCAGAUCAGAUGAAACCAUACGAUUUAAGUUGCCAAAAAAUUGUCGCAGUUGCCGAAUGUUCCAGCUACAUCAUACACCUCCAGACUUUUGGAAUCCGGAUUUUCUUCCCUCGCAAUAAUGCUGCAGCCCAAGGGAAGGGGAGAGCAAUACCACAUAUGCAAUGCACGGACACGGGCAUGCUUUUCAAAAAUUCGUGCCACGUUAAUUGAAUAGACAAUCAAUAUGUUAAGGCCAUCAAAUACAACGAUGCUCUGGGAGCGCACUGGUA
Messenger RNA from Anopheles aquasalis, 1872 nucleotides. RefSeq lists its product as uncharacterized. The record is from RefSeq and is a predicted model, not a curated record. Lineage: Eukaryota; Metazoa; Arthropoda; Insecta; Diptera; Culicidae.